CUCCUGUACCGUGAAGUGAUGAUGGAAAACUUUACACUUGUGACCUCUCUGGCAUUUGCCAGCAAAGGCUUUUGCUGAAUGUGUUGUGAGGUGAGCAUUUAUCUGAGUAGUCCUUGGACACAGACUCUCCAAAUGCAGUCAGUCUGGGGGGAUUUGGACAUACCCUAUGGACUGUGUUCCAUGUCUACAGCAGUUGAGGCCUCACAGAAAGCUGUUUGCAGGCAAGUAUGUUGAGAACCUUGCUCAUCCUACCUGUGCUGUACCCCAUUAUAUGUCAUUGAUACCCAUGAGGCCUCCCCAACAUGGGAGUUUGCCAGGUUUAGCAGUUCACAGUGAACUCCUUCCUGCCUGACCUAGCCCCCUCAUUCUCUCAGAAAUACCAGGGACUCUUUACUGGGAUACCUGACACACAUUUGUGAGUGUGCUGCUGCUCCCACUAGAGUCAUGCUCUUCAUCAGCAUCUUUCUGCCUUCAGGUUGUUGGCAUAGAGCAGAGACUGUGGAGGCUUCUUCUGAGCAGAGAGUUUCCACAGAAGGAGUGCAAAGUGAAAACCGUCACCAACAUCAGAAGCUGUGCUGUGGAGAGAAACCCUUAAUAAGAGAAGAGGGCAGGGUCCCCGUUUUGAGGGGCUGUAGAAUCCACCUGUCAGAGAAGCCUUUGCAAAGCAGGAAGGAUGGGAAAGAUUUUACACUCAGCUCAAGUCUCCAGAUGACUCACCGUAAAGCGGAGCCUCCCAGGAGCACUGGGACUGCAGAGGCCGUUAAUUUUGGGAAAAGGCACUACCAAUGCAGUGAGUGCGGGAAAGCUUUUGGUCAGAAAUAUUUGCUUGUUCAGCACCAGAGACUACACACUGGAGAAAAGCCUUAUGAAUGUAGUGAAUGUGGAAAGCUAUUCAGCCAUAAAUCCAACCUUUUUAUACACCAAAUAGUUCACACCGGAGAAAGACCUUAUGGGUGCAGUGAAUGUGGAAAAUCCUUUAGCCGAAAUGCUGACCUCAUUCAACACCGCAGAGUUCACACUGGUGAAAAACCUUUUACGUGUAGUGAAUGUGGAAAGGCUUUCAGGCAUAAUUCCACACUUGUUCAGCAUCACAGAAUCCACACUGGAGUAAGGCCUUAUGAAUGUGGUGAAUGUGGGAAGUUCUUUAGUUUCAACUCCAGCCUCAUGAAGCAUCAGAGAGUUCACACUGGAGAAAGACCUUAUAAGUGCAGUGAAUGUGGGAAAUUCUAUAGCCACAAGUCCAGUCUAAUUAAUCAUUGGCGAGUUCAUACUGGGGAAAGACCUUAUGAGUGCAGUAAAUGUGGGAAGUUUUUUAGCCAAAGCUCAAGUCUCAUGCAACAUCAAAAAGUUCAUACUGGAGAAAAGCCUUUUAAGUGCAAUGAAUGUGGAAAAUUCUUUAGUGAAAAUUCCAGCCUAGUUAAACAUCAGAGAGUUCACACUGGAGCAAAGCCUUAUGAGUGUAGAGAAUGUGGGAAAUUUUUUCGCCACAGCUCCAGCCUUGUUAAACAUCGGCGGAUUCACACUGGAGAAAUGCCUUAUGAGUGCAAUGAUUGUGGGAAAUCGUUUAGCCAGCGUUUCAACCUCAUUCAGCACCAGAAAGUUCACAUUAGAGAAAAGUCUUGAUGCUUCAAAUGUGGGUAAACCUUUAUCCACACCUCCAACCUUUCCACAACCCUGGAGAGGACACAAAACUAAAAGGCAUUAUGAAUGCAGUUAGUGUGGAAAAGACUUCAAUCAAAGGUCUGUUCUGACUCAGUGGCAUAAACGUCACAGCCCAAAUAAAUCUUAUCAACACCGUGAAUGUGGAGGAAGUCUUAAGCCAGUGGUGUAGACUUGUUCCAUACCAGGAAGUUCAAACUGGAGAAAGGCCUUAGUAGUGACUUAACAGAGAAGUACCAGGGACUGAAUAUCACUCAUUCCAGACAUGUACACUGAGAGAAGGAUGAGAAUUGCUGCCACCAUGCUUCUCCCAAGAAUAUGGUCCUCUGCCUGUAGGCUCUAGGGAGAAGAGGAACUUGUACCCUUGGCUACACAAGGUGGAGUUUCCAUCUAACUAAGCAAGGAGGCAGGGAGGAACAGAAUGUCUUGGUUCAAGUAAGACUGACUCUUGCUCUUCAUACUGAAUGUUAGAUUUUCCUAAAUAAAUAUUUCGUGUAUACCUUGAGGACCAUUUUCA
Messenger RNA from Marmota flaviventris (yellow-bellied marmot), 2176 nucleotides. The record is from RefSeq and is a predicted model, not a curated record. NCBI's taxonomy places the organism in Eukaryota, Metazoa, Chordata, Mammalia, Rodentia, Sciuridae.